AUGAUACAACGGUUGACCACUCCAUCCACUUUGUCUUCAUCCUCUCCGAAUUGUGAUUCAAUUCCUUCAUCAUCAGCAACACCCCCACUCCAUGAUGAUGGAUCCAUAACCGCCUCCACUUCUUCAACUAUGUCCAUGAAUAAUUUUCAAAAUUAUAAUAAUUAUAAUAAUAAUUGGAAUCCGAACUCGGGAAUGAACUUUUCAUCAUCAUUUUCAGGAGGAGUAGGCUCAUCCUCUUCUUCGUUGCUGGAAUCUCAACAAGAUCCUGAUAGAAAUAAGAGUUAUUACAACAAUUUACGAGAAAAUCCCGAUCAAUUAAAACAUUUACCAACGUUACAUCAUUUGGAUACUCCAACGUUGAGCAGUGAUGGUUUUGGAUCUUUUAUUUCCGAAGACGAUGAGGACAAUGAAGAGGAAUUUUUGUGCCAAACCGAUGGAGAGUCGCAACAUGAACAAAUUAUUUUCAUUAAUGACAUGAGACAAGUUUCAGAGAAUGGAGGUUCAUCAUGCUUGCCAAGCACUCAACAACACAACAAGUACACGACAACGACAAUGGAAACCUCAACGAGUGAAGAUUUGUCGUCACAACAGCAUGACACAUUUACUCUUUCCAAAAUACCACGAAAGAAAAACAAGUAUUUAACCAUUGAUUCUGUUCAAGAUUUUUAUUCAUCAGGAUUUAAUCCAUUGGAUGUGAGACAAAUCUAUGCAGAAAAUUGGAUUGUUAAAUAUUCUUCUCAUAUUGCAAGUACCAUACCGUCACACGUAGGAAAGAAAUCAUCAACAUGCGUUCAAAAAAAGAAAAAACUCAACCAUUCCGAAGAACCUGAAAUUCCCUUCCACCUGAUCAAGCAAUGCUUGUACUGUACAGAACUCAAAUUGAAUGGCAACAAGAUGCGAAUGAUUGAGACAAGUCUCUUGGCACCUUUGACCCAUUUGAGAGAAUUGAAUAUUUCCAAUAAUCGAAUCACGUUUGGAAAAUUACCCAAUGAUGUGUUUUCAUCGCUGAAUCGACUCACUAAAUUAUGGAUGGAUGGAAUGGGAUUGAAGAAAUUACCAACUUCUCUCAAUUCUUUAACCGAACUAAAAUACUUGUCCAUGUCCAAUAACAAACUCACUACUUUUAAUUUAUUGAAUGAUGAAAUUGGAAAACCAAAAACAUUAUGGAAUCAUUUAACUCAUUUAGAAUAUUUAAAUUUAGCAGGAAAUAGGUUGAACAGAUUUCCAAAACAAAUUUGCAAUUGUAAAAUGUUAGAAAUUUUAAUUUUGUCAAAUAAUCGAAUUAUUGCGGAAUUGCCAGAAGAGAUUGAGAAUUUAAGCAAAUUGAACACUUUAUUUUUGAACGGAAACAAAAUAUCUGCAUUGGAAAUUCACAGAAAUAUGGAACGACUAGAAUCCCUUGCUCAUUUAGAAUUGGGUCAUAAUCCAAAUAUUCACACCAUCCCUCCACCCAUUUUUCACAUUUCCAAAUUGGAAUCGCUCUCUUUGAAUCAAGUACCAUUCACUUAUUUAUCAGAUGAAAUUGGAAAAUUGAAGAAUCUCACAUGUUUGGAUUUGUAUGGCUCCAAAAUUACAACAUUACCUAUGGCUAUUGCUGAAUUGACCAAUUUACGAGAAUUGGAUUUACGAUACUGUCGAGGAAUUCGAGAAUUCCCAAAAGCUCUAUUUGGACAGCCCGUACAAAGUAGUACCAUUUCACAUAUAUCCCCAUUGACUCGUUUAAUACGUUUGAGUAUGAGUUCAACCUUGAUUGAAUCGGUGCCUGAAGAAAUUUCAUGUCUCACUGGUCUUCAAACACUCCUUCUGAAUGAUUGCCCACUGUUAGCUGAAAUUAAUGGAAUUGAAAAAUUGGUAAAUUUAGUGGAGUUGGAUGUGAGCAAUUGCAUUUCAUUGGCAGAACCUCCGGAAGAUGUUUGUGAGAAGGGACUUUUUGCCAUUCGAGAGUAUUUGAGAGCCAAGAAUGAAAAGCCAUCGUUUUUCUCGGCAUUAUUUGGCUCUGUGUUUAGCAGUCAAAAAAAGGAAAAGUCACCAUCAUCAAGUCCAAAAGUCUAUGCAACAAGUGCAGAAGCAACUGAUGGUGGCGAAAAGAUGUCACCUCUUUUGGAAAUUGAGCAUAAGGAAAUUCUUGUAGCACCAUCAACCGCGAGCAUCAAUGGAGGCAAUUUGAAAUCAUCACAAGCUGCCGGCACCGAGAGCGAUGACGAUGAUGUCUUUGAUGAUGACUUGGAGGGUAACAAGAAAAAGGAGUCAACCAGUACACUCAAGUCAUUAUUUUCAUUUUGGAAAUAA
This is a messenger RNA of Naegleria lovaniensis, 2289 nucleotides long. RefSeq lists its product as uncharacterized. Lineage: Eukaryota; Heterolobosea; Eutetramitea; Acrasida; Naegleriidae. Gene Ontology annotation, molecular function: protein binding. The record is from RefSeq and is a predicted model, not a curated record. The transcript has a single exon. Bases 1 to 2289 code for a protein of 762 amino acids.